ACAAGGGGUUAAUAUAUAAUAGUCUUCAUGUUGCAAUGGCUGUCAAAUAAAAAUUUCUUCCUAUUGUUAUUUUUUGUAGUUUCUUUUUGUUUAAUUCGUUGUUUUAUAUAUAUGAAUGGCUAUCUAUAGUUUUUUUUCCUUCAAAAUCAUAACAUUGAUCACUGCUUUGUUUGGAAUAUUGUGCUUGGGAGAAAGUAGUAAUUUUAGUGGUAGCUUUGUUUUUGGAGAUGGUUUGUUUGAUGCCGGAAACAACAACUUCAUAGCAACUCUCCGCAAGUCAGAUUUUUAUCCCAAUGGAAUCGAUUUUGGUGGACCAACUGGUCGAUUCACUAAUGGAAAAACACUCGUUGACAUUUUAGGUCAAGAAUUGGGUUACAAUCAUUUCACUCCUCCUUACUUAUCUCCCUUGACUAAUGGACCAGGAGUUCUUGAGGGUGUCAAUUAUGCUUCUGGGGGAGCUGGAAUUCUCAAUGAAACAGGCAAAAUAUUUGUUGGAAGAAUAAACAUGGAUGCCCAGAUAGAUAACUUUGAAAGUACGAGGCAAAACAUAAUCUCAAGCAUUGGUCUCACAGCUACUAUGCAACUAUUCAAAAAGGCUCUCUUUUUCACUUCAAUUGGCUCAAAUGAUCUUCUUCAUAACUACUUGAUACCAUCUAUUCUUUCCACUGCUUACAACGACUUGGUUCCUCCUCAAGAGUUUGUGGCAACUCUCAUGUCAAAAUUCAGUCUUCAACUUACUAGACUUCACAACUUGGGUGCUAGGAAAAUUGUUGUGUUAAAUGUGGGUCCUAUUGGAUGUACACCAAAUCAGAGAGAUACAAAUCCUAAUAUAUUAUUGGACAAAUGUGUUGUAUUCCCAAAUUGGCUUGCUCAAUUAUUUAACACCCAAUUGAAAAGCCUUAUCACAGAGCUCACCACCACUCUUGAAGGCUCAAAGCUUGUUUAUGCUGAUUUUUACAAUGUUAUGAAAGAUAUUAUUGACAAUUACUCAAAAUAUGGUUUUGAAAAUUCAGAUUCUUCAUGCUGCUAUGUUGCUGGAAGGUUUGGAGGUCUAAUCCCAUGUGGACUUAAAUCAAAAUUGUGUUUGGAGAGAUCCAAGUAUGUGUAUUGGGAUCCAUAUAAUCCUUCUCAAGCUGCUAAUGAUAUCAUAGCAAAGUCUCUUCUGGAUGGUGACACUAACAUUAUUUCACCCAUCAAUGUUAGGCAACUUUUUCAAUCUUGACCAUCCAAUCUAACUCCACAAAAGGGUUUUAACACCAAUUUUCAAAAUAUUCUCUCUUUAUUUCUUACUAGAAAAAUAAUUUGGGAUUUCGGUUUUUAACCGCUUACAAUUACUAAGACGUCGGUUAAAAAUCAACGUCUAAGUAGAUAAUGUAUUAUGCAAUAUAAGACGUGAAAACUACAUAAAGAUUUUUGUGUUA
Molecule: messenger RNA, 1421 nt
Organism: Humulus lupulus (European hop)
Lineage: Eukaryota; Viridiplantae; Streptophyta; Magnoliopsida; Rosales; Cannabaceae
Product: GDSL esterase/lipase At4g16230-like
Exons: 5
Coding region: 116-1222 (368 amino acids)
Molecular function (GO): hydrolase activity, acting on ester bonds
Source: RefSeq, a predicted model, not a curated record